Messenger RNA from Brachypodium distachyon (stiff brome), 787 nucleotides. RefSeq names its product 30S ribosomal protein S17. Lineage: Eukaryota; Viridiplantae; Streptophyta; Magnoliopsida; Poales; Poaceae. The transcript has 2 exons. The coding region runs from base 194 to 514 and encodes 106 amino acids. Gene Ontology annotation, molecular function: structural constituent of ribosome. Gene Ontology annotation, biological process: translation. The record is from RefSeq and is a predicted model, not a curated record. Gene Ontology annotation, cellular component: ribosome.
CUUCCCCGUCGUUGCCGUGCCGGUGCCAAGAGCGAGCCGCCGCCCCGUUUCCUUUCCCGUUCCCCACCGUGAGAACCUAAAAGCUAGGGUUUCUCAUCUCGCCACCUGCCAACUCGUGGCAGCCGUCGCCGGCGCCGGCGCAGGGCCAGCACCCGAUUCGUCGUGGGAUUGAGUCGAUCUCGCGGGUGGAGAUAUGAAACCGGUGGUGGGGAUCGUGGUGUCGAACAAGAUGCAGAAAUCGGUGGUGGUGGCGGUGGACCGCCUCUUCCACAACAAGGUGUACAACCGCUACGUCAAGCGCACCUCCAAGUUCAUGGCGCACGACGAGACCGACGACUGCAACAUCGGCGACAGGGUUAGGCUGGACCCUUCUAGGCCCUUGAGCAAAAAUAAGCAUUGGGUUGUUGCCGAGGUUCUUCGCAGAGCUAAGAUGUAUGUUCCACCAUCUGCAGCAACAGCUUCCAGUGAACUUGGUUCCACAGCUCAACAAGCUGCUACCAAAUCAUCGGCCUGAAGCUCCUCUGAGGCAAAGACCCACCUGUUGUUUAAAAUCUCUGUUCGUUUCCUUUAGGAUGCAGUUCUUAAUCUGAAUUCCAUCAUGAAGAAAAAUGACCAGGUUGAUGCCAUUUUUGUUAAAUUUUAGUUCAGUUCUGGCUCGUUGUUCUGUAUGACCUUUGGGCUUUGCUGAAUCAGGGCCAAUGAGGAACUGAGGAUGACACAGAAUUAACAAUACUGUGGAUUCACGUCUUUGGCCAUGUUCCAAUAUUUGCAUAUCUUUCUGAUUGCU